Molecule: messenger RNA, 4201 nt
Organism: Sceloporus undulatus (fence lizard)
Lineage: Eukaryota; Metazoa; Chordata; Lepidosauria; Squamata; Phrynosomatidae
Gene: PSTPIP2
Product: proline-serine-threonine phosphatase interacting protein 2
Exons: 15
Coding region: 180-1184 (334 amino acids)
Biological process (GO): actin filament polymerization
Cellular component (GO): plasma membrane; cytoplasm; actin filament
Molecular function (GO): actin filament binding
Source: RefSeq, a predicted model, not a curated record
UUCCUGAGCCCAGAUGGGUUUUAGGACCCAGAGGAAGGCAGCAGCAGCAGCAGCAGCAGAAGAAGAAGAACUAAAGAAUUGAGGAACUUGGAGGACUGUGGAACACUCUUGAUCCCGUUCCUGGCGCGCUCUGUCUGCACUGUCACAUCUGGAGGGGAUCUAAACCGCUCUAACCCACCAUGCGGGAGACCCUGUUCAAAGACAACUUCUGGUCUACAGAUUUAAUAAGCACAGCGGGAUAUGACAAUAUUGUCCAGCACCUGAACGAUGGCCGAAAGAACUGCAAGGAAUUUGAAGAUUUCUUGAAGGAAAGGGCUUCUAUAGAAGAAAGAUAUGGGAAGGAACUUCUCAACUUGUCCAGGAAGAAGCCCUGUGGGCAGACAGAGUUAAACACCUUGAAAAGAGCCCUUGAGGUUUUCAAACAACAGGUGGAUAGUGUCGGCCAAAGCCACAUCCAUCUGGCCCAGACACUGAGAGAAGAAGCAAGGAAAAUGGAGGAUUUCAGGGAGAAGCAAAAGCUCCAUCGGAAAAAGAUGGAACUCAUAAUGGACGCUAUUCAUAAAAACCGGAAUUUGCAGUAUAAGAAAACCCUAGAAGCAAAGAGACUUUAUGAACAGCGGUGCAGGGACAAAGAUGAGGCAGAGCAGGCCGUCCAUCGGAGCGCCAACCUGGUCACGGCAAAGCAACAGGAAAAGCUGUUUGUCAAGUUGGCUCAAACAAAGACAGCCCUGGAGGAUUCAGACAGGGUUUAUCAGAUGAAUAUUGGUGCUCUCGAGAAGAUCAGGGAAGAAUGGCAGAAUGAACACAUCAAGGCUUGUGAGUUUUUUGAGAAUCAAGAAUGUGAACGGAUCAACUACUUCCGGAAUGCCUUAUGGGUUCAUGUCAACCAGCUUUCUCUGGAGUGUGUGAAGAAUGAUGAGAACUAUGAGGAGAUUCGCAAGAGCCUUGAACAAUGCAGUGUCGAGAAGGAUAUUGAAUGUUUUGUGAACUUCCGCAAGACGGGCUCCCUCCCCCCAAUACCAGUGGUCUAUGAAAAUUAUUAUAACUCACAGAAGAAUGCAGUGCCGGGAAAAAGUCAAGCUCCAGCAACCGGGAGGAGGCCACAGUUACCAGUUCCAGCCAGCAGACCAAUGGAUUCAGAGUACUCUACUGUGGAUGGUUAUAGUUUGAUACAUCACCACUAGCCUAGAAAAUAUCUUGGUGUUUUGUUACCCCCCAGUUGUACCUCCAUGAGGAAAGCUAGUAAGGAAGAAAAGCUGUGCUUCCUAAUUUACUUUUUUCUUUCGCUGCAGUAGUUCUCUCUCUCUUUCUUUUUAAAAAGAGAUCAUUCUUGCUUCAUAGAGGACACAUAAAAAAGGUCAAGACUUCUUGGCAACAAACUCUGCAGACUGAAAAUUUCAUUUCAAGGAAGGUGCAGGUAGAAGCACAGCAGUUUUUGGAGGUGUGUUUGGACUUCCACAUGGCUAUGGAACUCACUAGAGUGCCUCAAGCAACUUGCAGUCCCUCUACCUUGCCUACCUCACAGGGUUGUUGUGAGGACAAAAUGAGAUAAUCCAGUUAUCUUGUCUCAUACAUUUUGAAGGAGAUGUUGGACAGUACUGUGAAAACUAGUUCUCAUCACAUGAGCCUAAGGGGGAAGGGGUAUGCAUUGAGAUGGCUUUUCUUGUUCUUUUUUCUAAAAAGGUAUUUGUCCUAGUGCUGCGAAGCUUAGAGCAGAAGGACUGAAGAAGCCUAAAUUAUCGUAAGCAAUAAAUCAAAAAUAUUAAAAAUGACAGCACUUGUAUGUAAGUCACUGUGAAUUGAUGUAUGGGAACCAAAGUCCAAUGCCAAUAUUCAGAGCAAUUAAUCUUCUGCAUUAUUAUGUGGACUCUGAACUCUGGAGGCGCAGAACUCAACUUCCUGAGAAUCCUUUAAACUAGAAACAGAAACUAGUGGUUGCUAGUCCUCAUGGUUUUUUGAAAGAUGGAAACGUGUGGCAGCCAGGCCUUGACAUUUAAAGAAAGCCACACAUUCUUCUCAUUCCCUUUGGGAAGGUGGGGAUUACAGAGGCCCCCAGAUGUUGUUGGAUUACAACUCCCAGAUUUCAUCUCCAUUAACUGUGUUACCUAGGGCUCCUGGGAUUUACAGUCUAACAACAUCUGGAGGCCCCUAUGGUUCACACCUAGAGCCUUUAAUUCUCUCCUUCCUCUAAUAUCCCAUUUCAUCUCAUAACUCCAGCACCCCACUCCUUGGAGGCAAGGAUCUGUGUUUGAAGAUUUAUUCUUUAAUAAACUGAUGUGGAACCUUAGAAACAGCAGUGUUGUUGUUGCUGAUGGGUAUUAAUGUAAUUUACCGGUAUCUAACACAGAUCUUCUUUUCUAGUUCUACUAGAUUUUUUAUAUCUUUGCUAUAUGCCCCUAGAUUUUACUCUCAACUUAUCUACAGGUCAUAGCAAAAUCCAUAAUUUUGGCCCCAAAGCUUGCCCUCGACUUAUACAUGAGGUCUACUUAUAGUCGAGUAAAUGUGGUAAAUAAAUUAGCCUUUCUCGAGACCAGGACUGAGUGAUCAUUUUGUCUGCUUCAGACCCCGAACCCACAACAGCAUAUUUUUAAGACAUGGAUGGUUGUAUCCAUAGAUGCAGAAUCUGUGGAUACGGAGGGCCAACUGUAUUCAUUAGGUACAGAAGAACACACUGCUCUCUGCCUGCUGUCAGAUUUUGAUGGGGAUUGUGGCAAGGACAAAUUCUGUGGGGAAUUAGACUACAAUGAGUGGGUCAUGGGUGCAUGGGUCAUUAAUGUGUCUUCUCAACCCUGAGAGGUUGUCUGCCUCUGCCCUGGAGCUAUGAGAGAGGGAUGUGUGUUUAAUUCUUCCAUUCUCUGGCAAUCUUAUGCCACUAUUUACCAGACAAAACCUCAUAUUUUUCUAUGAAUCCUCCUUACUGCUGAAGCACCGUGUUCAUAAAGGAUGAAGCAAAGCAAAACAAUGUCAAAGAACUUAUAAAAUUCCAUAUCAGAGAUAUGGAUAUAAAAUAUCAGAGAUAACUCUUUGCGCUUAUUCUUAAGACAGGAUGGAUGAGAGAGUAGAGAGAGUCAGUGCUUCACAUAUUAUACUCUUGCUUUACACCAGGAGAUGGUUCCUUCUUUUAAAUAAGAGUUAAGAUACAGUACUUACAUUAAUCCAUGCAUAAGUCGACUCAGGGUUUUUGGGGUCAAUUUUCGAACCUAAAUUUCUACACUUAUACAUGAGUAUGUACAGUAAGCAAGUUAGAUAGGAAAGAGUAAAGCAUAGGUCCAUCAAUCACACUCCAGUCUUAAGCAAAGGUAAAUGUAUAUAAACAAAGAAAAAGCCAUACAGACAGGAUGGCUAGGCAGGCCAUGCGCUUGCCUGCAAGGCAAAGAAUGCUUUGUGUGCUAGCAUCUUGUAUAUUGUUGCCUUCUUCUACAAUCGUCUAGAAAAUACCACGUCAUCAUCUACCCUACAGAGUUUGGGUCCAAGGAAAGGGGGAGAAGGUUCCCAUGCCAGUUAAGCAAAUUGUUUAUCCAAUCUCCAGGUGCCAGGAUGGGCUAGAUAGAACAUUUUAUCUCUUGGCACUGGAAUGUCACUCCUCCACCUCCCGUACCAUCUCACUGCAAGGGAGAACUUUCCUUGACCCAUUCUCCAUAGGAUAAACAAAGUCUAUCAUGCUGCUAAAGCCUGAACCACACAUUUACUGAAACCCUAGCCCUAACAUUAUCCUCUUGUAUAUAAUGGGACUUGAGCAUCCACAGAUUUUGGUAUCCACAGGGGUCUGGAACUAAACCCCAGUGGAAAACCAAGGUCCAACUCAGUUGCAAGACGCACAAAUCAAAAAAAAGUUUUAGGACUUGUGUUUUAGAAUUGCUUCAAGCUCCAAGUGAGAGGCUGCUGGGCAGUCUUCGUGGCUAACUCUUGGUAGAUCUCUGCUGUGGAGAAAAUGUCUCCCCACAUCUCUGGAAUCCAAAGUGUUGGCAUGAGAGCCGCACAUUGGAAACAAAAGCAGUACAAUCAAUUGCAAUGAACUGAUUCUGCAUAGUUGAUUUUGUUGUUGUAUGUUAUUGUGUAAGUUUUGAUGUUACUGUAAGCUUUCGAAAUGAUUUUACUAAGGACUUUAUCACAUGGGGGAAAUCGAGGGUUUAAACAGUGAUUAUCCCAUGAAAAUCACACAAUCGCGAUUAACAUUUUCACACACAUUGUGAUUAAAGAG